Molecule: messenger RNA, 3970 nt
Organism: Lycium barbarum (goji berry)
Lineage: Eukaryota; Viridiplantae; Streptophyta; Magnoliopsida; Solanales; Solanaceae
Exons: 2
Coding region: 3038-3817 (259 amino acids)
Source: RefSeq, a predicted model, not a curated record
UUAAAAUGUCAAAUUUAAGCCAAAAAGUGCUUAAAGUCACCCAAAAAUGAAAAGUUGGGAAUCCUAAUUUUUUUUUUGAUGGCUUAAAGCCAUUUUCGUUGACUAUGAAACUUACUUGUAUAUCCCUUAUAUUUUAUUUUAAUUCCUAAAGUACCCUCUCAGCUAAAGCCCUAAAAUUCACAAUUGUUCCUCAUUUCUUCUACAACGCAGCCUCCAUCAUCUCUGUUCAUCAUCUUCUACAACAACCAGCCUCCAAAACAAGCUCUUUCUUCACUCCCCCACUCACUCUCUUUCUCUCUCUAACAUAAAUCUACAACAUUGCCGCUGAAAAAGCUUCAUCGGAUUACUCUACUUGGGCUGCUAAACAGACUUUCAAUCUUGGUGACUGUUUGAGUAAGUUUUUUGAGCACCCUUUUUGGUCUUUGUUAGUUUUUGAUUGAUGGGUCUAGUCAAAUCUGUAUGGAACUUCUAUUAUUUGAUACUCUAAUUAACUUUUCCUAAUGUUGCUGAGUUUUUGAGCAGUUUUAGGCAGAGAGAGAUAGCAGGCUGUUUUUUUUUUUUUUUGGAUAAAGAUUGCUCCUUUUUGGAUUAUUAUGAAUGGUGGAGUUGAAUCUGCUUCUGAUUUUUUUUUUUUUUUUGGUUUUGAAAUCAAGAUUACUCCCUUUUGGAUUAUUAUGAUUGGAGGAGUUGAAUCUGCUUGUGCAUUUUGGGGAGAUAGACUUGUUAAUAAAACUUAUAAUCUUGGCUAUUAGUAAAACCUGGAGCUACUAGAAAUGAUACUUCUAUAGUUAGAAAGGUUCUUGAUAAGUUUAGAAAAGAGGAUGUGAGAAAGAUGAGGGAAAUUUUGAUUGAUGCUAUGCCUAAGUAUUUGUAUGCAAGAUCUAAUCAGGGAUUAGGGAGUAGUAAUGAUGCUUUUGAUAUUGCUAUUGAUGAAGUUUUGAAGAGAUUCAAGCAGCAAAGGGAACAAAAACAAAUCUUGGAGUCAACAAGAAAAGAUGAAAAUUCUAUAGAAUAAAGCAAGAAGAAAGUACAUUACAUUACUCAACAGGACCUUUGAUCCCUCAUUCUUUUUCUUUAAAGCGAUUAUUUUUGUUUUGUUUAUCUAUAUAAGUUCAAAGGGGGCUGCAUAACUUAGAGAAAAAGAAGAUAUUAGCUGAAUAAUCAAUUGGAUUUUGUUACAUGUAAAUUUUCAUCAUUGAUAUAAAUGUUACAUGGUACUUUGCUGAAUUAAUGUCCUUGCAAUUUCAGUAGUAGAACUAGAAUGUACAAAGGGGAUUUCAAUUCAAGAAAUCCAAGUAGUUUUUGAGUAGAGACUUUUUAUUAAAAGCAUUAUGAAACAGGGGGUUGUGAAAUUAUUAAAAGAAGAUGCAGCUUCAUAUAAUCUUGUGCAGGUUUAAUACUCUAAGCUUGAGAUGGACGUUUACUUCAUAGGGUUGCUAAUUAUGACGGCUGUUAAAUUAUGAAGCAACUUCAGGUUUCUGCAAUUUUGGUGCUUUGGUUGAGUUGAUUUAAUACUCAUUGUGCAAGAGAGAAGAGGAACCUUUUUGUUCUGAUCAAAUGAUGGUGGUUAUUAGAAUAUUUUCAAGCAUGGAUUUCUGUUUUCUUUAUCGUUGCAGUCCUUGCUAAUAUAUUUUGUUAGCAUUGUUGUGUAUUGUCCUUUUGUUAUUUGUAUGAAUGGGUUUUUGGCUAUCUGCAAACUGGUGUUUUCACUAGUUGGAAUUUGGCAAGGCAAUGAGUAAAAAGAGGAAAGAAAGUACAAUGAAUGAUUAUAAAACCAAUGAAAUAGAUUAAAAAUGACGAAACUAUAAAAAGGGUUGCCCAGUUCUCACGUGGGUAAUGUCAUUUUGGAAAUCUUAGAAGCCAUUUUUGUCAGUUAAUUUAUGAACCUUCAACAAAUAAUAUGCUAAAGAAAAAAGUACGUACAGUAUCUUGGUUCUAGUGAAACUAACAACUAACAAGUGGAGUAGGCACAUGACUAAAGAAUAUAAAAUUACAAAAAACAAUUAAACUUUAAUAUAAUAAAGAUGAAAGGCUUAAAUCAAGAAUGGCCCAAAGUUUGGAGUAUGGAUAUGACUGCUGCUGCUGCGCCUGCGGCUGCUGCUUCCACUUCUUCUUUAUUAUCUCUCUAUUUUGGUAUGUGUACAAAAAGUUGUGACUAGGGAAUUGUGGUUGUGUGUUUAGUUAUUGGGCUGCCAACAUUAUGAUGUUGCAGAGUUCAUGAGCGUUUAUUUCUCCUUUCUUUAGAUUGUUUACAUUCAAUCAUGCCGGAAACUAGUAAAGCAAGAAGUAAUGCUAAGUGGGAUGAUGAUGCCAACAUUAAAUUUAUAGAUUUGUGUGAAAAUGAGAUUAGACAAGGAUGUAGACCACACACUCAUUUAAAUAGAGAUGGAUGGAAUAAUGUUGUUGAAGAAUUCAAUAGAGCCACGGGAAGAAAGUAUGAUAAAAAACAAAUGAAAAAUCAUUGGGAUAACAUGAAAAAAGAUUGGAUUCUUUUUAAGAAGUUGAAGAAAGGGGAGACAGGUUUAGGAUGGGAUGCCACGAAAAAUACAAUUAUGGCAGAUGAUGAUUGGUGGGAGUGAAAAAUUAAGGUACAUCUCUCACAUUUUUCUCUAUGUCUUUCUUUUUUCUUUCAUUGCUAAAUUUCUUGGUUAGUUUAAAAUAGUUUUGAUUUUUUUGUUACAGGAGGAUGAUCGAUACAAUAAGUUCAGAAAAAUAGAUCUUUCACUUAUAUGGUAUCGCUAUGAUGCAUUGUUUUCUGAUAUUGUUGCUACUGGAGAAAGAGCACGUGCAGCGAAUCAAGAACAAAUGUCUGGCAUUGGAGUAGAUCUUGAUGAAGAAGGAACAAAUAAUAUUGGUGGCUAUGACAAAGAACACUUUAUCAAUCCUAGUGAUGAAGGGAAUGAUGAAAGUGAUGAUAUACAGAAUGUGGAUUCUAUUAUGUUUCCUAAGCCGUCACUUAAAAGACAAGGUUCAAUUGAUGAUACUGGAACUAGCAAUCAAGUAAAAAAAAAAUAAGGCAAAAUCUGGUGCGGCAUCAAUGAGAGAGGAUAUACACUCUCUAGUUAUAAUGAUGGUUGCGAUGCUCACAAGCCAUGACUGUAUUGGAGCAAUUGAUGGCACACAUGUUAAAGCUAGAUUACCGCAAGGUCAAGAGAUACCAUAUAUUGGACGUAAAGGUUAUCCGACUCAAAAUAUUCUCGCCGUUGUUGAUUUUAAUAUGUGUUUUACAUUUGCAUGGGCUGGGUGGGAAGGAGCAGCUCACGAUAGUCGUAUAUUUGCUGAGGCCCUUCGUAGAGAAGAGCUCAACUUUCCACAUCCACGCGGAAACAAAUAUUAUCUAGUUGAUGCAGGAUAUUCACACAUGAAAGGAUACAUGGCUCCAUACAAAGGAAAUAAUGUAAGAUAUCACCUAGCUGAAUUUUGCCGCGGUGCAACUCGACAAUUGCGAGAGCCAAGAGGACGCAUUGAGAAAUUUAACUAUUUACAUUCUUCUUGUAGAAAUGUAGUAGAGCGCACAUUUGGCGUUUGGAAAGCAAGAUGGUCUAUUUUGAGAGACAUGCCAUACUAUCACAUUGACGCACAAAGGGACAUCGUACUUGCUACUAUGGCCAUUCACAAUUAUAUUAGAAAGAAAUGCAAUGUGGAUGAUGCAUUCCAAACAGCCGAGAAUGAGAGCUAUAUUCCAAUUGUUGAUUCUAAUGAUAUUGGCACAACUUCAAGAGCUAACAAUGUAGAUGUCGAAGAUGUAGGAGAACAAAAUGAUGUCUAUUGGAUGGAGUUUCGUGAUAUGAUUGCUAGUGACAUUUCUAAUGCUUGAUGCUUGUAUUAUAUGAAUAUUUUUCACUUCUUGUAUUUAUAGUGGAGUGCUUUCGAUUGUAUUAGCACUUUUAUUAAGUACAUCUUAUGCCUGUUGCAGGCUUAUAGAGGCAACCACAACUGUUUAGAGUAUGAGAAAUAUAUUAUUAUCGCA